UCCGGUGUUGCCAGAGACUUCCGGUUCUGGCGGAGCCCGGUGGCGGGGUAACGUCUGUUGGGGAGGACAGGAUGGGGGGGUGGUUGGCCAGCACCUCCGCUCUUAAAGGCACCAAUCCCACCGCCCAAUAUUGUGUGCCGACAAAGAUAAAGCAUAUGUUGUAGUUAUUUUUUAACAUUUGCUGUUUCAAGUGGAGGAAGGAGGACUCGAACCCUCGGGACCAAAGGCCAGACCCAGGCCCUGGGCUGGCCAUGAAGAUUGGCGGAGUGAAGGAAGAGGACGAGGAGGAAGAUGGAGGAGGAGGUGUGACCUACCCGGACUGGGCCUAUAAACCUGACUCCAGCCCUGGGAGCCGGCAGGUCCAGCUCUGGCACUUCAUCCUGGACCUCCUGCGGAGGGAGGAAUUCCGUGAGGUGAUUGCCUGGCAGGGCGAUUUUGGAGAGUUUGUCAUCAAGGACCCCGAUGAGGUGGCUCGCCUGUGGGGAGCGAGGAAGUGCAAGCCCCAGAUGAACUAUGAUAAACUCAGCAGGGCCCUCAGGUAUUACUACAGCAAGCGGAUCCUCAACAAGACCAAGGGCAAGAGGUUUACCUACAAAUUCAACUUGAGCACUCUGGUGAUGGUCAGCCAGACCCUCGCAGGCCUACGAGAUGGCGGUGUGAUCAUGCCUCGCAGUGCCCCCCCCAUCCCGUCAGCCUACCCUUUGCACCGAGCCCUUGUACCCCUGUCUGCGGGGGCUUCACAAGUGACCCGCGGUUCGGUGUCCGAUGGCAGUGCAGGGACACCCGAAGAGCUGGCAGGGACAGCCACCACCUAUCCCUUCAUGUCUCCACUGCUGUGCCCGGAGUCUGCCAGCCCCUUCUCUCCGCUCCCUCGUCACCCACGGCAGGGGCCCAUCUCGCCCCCGGCGGCAGCCCAUCACUUCACCUUCAGCCCCGAGGAGACCUUCCUCUACCUCCGGGGUGGCCUCCAGGUUCUACCCACCUUUCAGCCCGGCCUUUGCCGUCUGCCUGGCUCGCCGGGGCCCGUCCCUGCGAGGCCCACCCCGGCAGAAGGGCCAGAGGCUGGAUUCCAGCUCCAGCCUCCACCGCCAGGCCGCAGGGCCCCAGGGCUGGAGCAGCCAGUGGGCCUGGCGCCUGCUGUGGGCCAGCUCCCAAGUGAGCGGCCCAGGAAGCGGUGCUCCCCCUUGCCCUCACCCUGCAUGCCACCUAAGCUGCGCUUCAAGAAGCAGCGGGCGGAGGAAACAAGUCCAGUUGACUCCCCUCACCCUGGCCACUGGGCUCCCCUUCAUGACUGAUGGUGAUGAGAGGUGAACUGGGAGCGAGAGUCUGGCCCUGUGACUGACCUUGAGAGAUCGGGAGCGGAGCUACAGAUCGAGUACUUUGGCCUUGCCACCACAUGUCACGAGUCCUUUCCUCCGCUGCUCAUGAUCUGUCAACCCUGUCUCCCGUUAAAUCCCCAAUCCCACACCUCCCCACCAAGUCACAAGGUCAGGUACCUGGGGUCUGUGUUAAAGUUCCUGUGAGCAUUGCCUGUGGUGUCUGGCUUAGAAAGCUGCAGAGUUCCUGUGAAUAUUCUGUGCGUCCUGCUCUUUGACACCCCCUCCCCACCCCCACCCCCCCCAAGCGAGGACCUUUGAUAAUUCUGUUCCCUCCUGAUGGGGUGCAGGCUGCCUGGUGUUUGUCUGGUGGUGAGAGGUUUAGUUUCUGAAUUAUAAAUACCAUUUUGUGCCUGCCAGCUUAUUUCUGAAUUUGAAAUGUAAUUUUAUGAAAAACAAUAUCCCUGGAAUGUGCUCCUUGUAUAUAUUUUUUGUAGAGAUUUAUUGUUCAAACUAAUAAGACAUUAAACUAGAUUUUAGCUAAA
This is a messenger RNA of Hypanus sabinus (Atlantic stingray), 1861 nucleotides long. Its product is annotated as ETS translocation variant 3-like. Gene Ontology annotation, cellular component: nucleus. The transcript is spliced from 4 exons. Gene Ontology annotation, molecular function: sequence-specific DNA binding; DNA-binding transcription factor activity, RNA polymerase II-specific. The record is from RefSeq and is a predicted model, not a curated record. NCBI's taxonomy places the organism in Eukaryota, Metazoa, Chordata, Chondrichthyes, Myliobatiformes, Dasyatidae. Bases 252 to 1295 code for a protein of 347 amino acids. Gene Ontology annotation, biological process: cell differentiation; regulation of transcription by RNA polymerase II.